CACACACGCACGCGCACACACAGCAUCCUCAGAUAACAGGUUGCAAUAAAUCCAUCAGCAACAUUCACUUUCAGAGAGCAGUUCCUGCUGCCUUGCUAACAGCUACCAGCACCUCGCUGAGUGCUCACACCAAGAUGGGCUCUAAGAGCAACACACCUUUCUGAGCAGAGUUUUAUAGCUUAAACAAUAAAAGUGUUUCUGGUAUUACAGAGCAAGGGAAAUUGGUGGAGAAUAAGCCUACAAGUUAAAAACUUAGAAUUUCAUCCCAGUUUGGCACUAAUUGUCUGACCCCCAAACUAAUCUCCUAACCUCCUGAGUCUCAGAUUUCUCAUCUGUGAGAUGAAAUGACUUUCGCUCGUCUGGGCAGACUUCCUCCGCUCUUCUGUAAAGGCUGCAGAAGACCUGUAGCUGUAACAGGACCCUCCCCAAGAACCUGGAGGAGACCAGUGCCCCCGCCCCGCCCUCGCCAUGCUCAGGACCGUUCUAGACACUCCUCAGAGGUGGCUGAAGGAGGGGAGAUCGUCGCGGCAGCUGGUGCUGGUGGUGGUCUUUGUUGCUCUGCUCUUGGACAACAUGCUGCUUACUGUAGUGGUGCCUGUUGUGCCCACUUUCCUGUAUGUCACGGAGUUCAAAGAAGUCAACUACUCUCUGCACCUCGGCCAUGCCGUAAGUUCCCCGCCUACCCUCGCCUCUUCCGCUUUUUCCACCGUCUUCUCCUUCUUUGACAACACCACCCUGGCUGUUGAAGAAAGUGCACCCAAUGGCACAGCAUGGACAAAUGGCACUUCGGACAUCAGUCCUCUUCCAGUUACUGAAGCCAUCUCAGCACGUAAAAACAACUGCUUGCAAGGCACAGAGUUCCUGGAGGAAGAGAACACUCGUGUCGGGGUUCUGUUUGCUUCAAAGGCUAUGAUGCAACUUCUGGUCAACCCAUGCGUGGGACCUCUCACCAACAGGAUUGGAUAUCACAUUCCCAUGUUUGCUGGCUUUGUUAUCAUGUUUCUCUCCACAGUUAUGUUUGCUUUCUCUGGCACGUACUCCCUGCUGUUCGUGGCCCGAACCCUUCAAGGCAUUGGAUCUUCAUUUUCAUCUGUUGCAGGUCUCGGGAUGCUGGCAAGUCUCUACACUGACGACAGUGAGCGGGGGCGAGCCAUGGGAACCGCCCUGGGGGGCCUUGCCUUGGGACUGUUGGUGGGAGCUCCCUUUGGAAGUGUGAUGUAUGAGUUUGUGGGGAAGUCUUCUCCCUUCCUUGUCUUGGCCUUCCUGGCACUACUGGAUGGCGCUCUCCAGCUUUGCAUCUUGCAGCCUUCCAGAGUCUCUCCGGAGAGUACCAAGGGGACUCCACUCUUCACGCUUCUCAGAGACCCUUACAUCCUGGUGGCUGCAGGUUCCAUCUGCUUUGCCAACAUGGGAGUGGCCAUCCUGGAGCCGACACUGCCCAUCUGGAUGAUGCAGACCAUGUGCUCCCCUGAGUGGCAGCUAGGUGUGGUUUUCCUGCCUGCCAGUGUGUCCUACCUUAUCGGCACCAACCUCUUUGGGGUGUUGGCCAACAAGAUGGGGCGGUGGCUGUGCGCCCUGGUUGGGAUGGUGGUCGUAGGCACCAGCCUGCUCUGUGUUCCCCUGGCUCACAACAUUUUUGGUCUCAUUGGCCCCAAUGCCGGGCUUGGCUUCGCCAUAGGCAUGGUAGAUUCCUCUAUGAUGCCCACCAUGGGACACCUGGUGGACCUGCGCCACGCCUCCGUGUAUGGGAGCAUCUACGCCAUCGCCGACGUGGCUCUUUGCAUGGGCUUCGCUAUAGGCCCGUCCACCGGGGGUGCCAUUGUGCAGGCCGUCGGUUUCCCCUGGCUCAUGGUCAUCACUGGGGUCGUCAACAUUGUCUAUGCCCCUCUCUGCUGCUACCUGCGGAGCCCCCCAGCCAAGGAGGAGAAGCUUGCUAUUCUGAGCCAGGACUGCCCCAUGGAGACCCGGAUGUACGCAACCCAGAAGCCCACCAAGGAGUUUCCCUUGGGGGAGGACAGUGACGAGGAGCCUGACAAUGAGUAGCAGCAGCAGAGAUG
Molecule: messenger RNA, 2057 nt
Organism: Propithecus coquereli (Coquerel's sifaka)
Lineage: Eukaryota; Metazoa; Chordata; Mammalia; Primates; Indriidae
Gene: SLC18A1
Product: solute carrier family 18 (vesicular monoamine transporter), member 1
Exons: 17
Coding region: 469-2043 (524 amino acids)
Biological process (GO): transmembrane transport; xenobiotic transport; aminergic neurotransmitter loading into synaptic vesicle
Cellular component (GO): synaptic vesicle membrane; terminal bouton
Molecular function (GO): xenobiotic transmembrane transporter activity; serotonin:sodium:chloride symporter activity
Source: RefSeq, a predicted model, not a curated record